AUGGAGUCCAGAUGGAGAUUGGGAACAGAAUUUACGCCACAAGCUUGUCUCGUCGUCCUUGGUGGCUUCUUUGCACAGUUCGCUACUGUAGGAGUCAAUAGCCUGUUUGGAGUCUUUGUGGCAUAUUAUAAAAAAAACGAGCUAUCAAAUGAGACCCAAUUCACCAUCUCCUGGCUGGGAGCCAUUAGCGUUACCUGUGUCUACAGUGGAACAUUCGUGGUCGGCUUGCUUGUUGACAAAUUUGGGGGAAAGAUAAUGAUCUAUAUUGGCUCCGUGGGCAUAGUCCUCGCACUAAUGCUAACCUCUUUGUGCACCAAGUUCUACCAAUUCAUUCUAGCUCAAGGUGUUCUUCUCGGGGUUUCAAUGGCCUUGGUAUUCUGUCCAUCGACUGUGUACGCCAGUCAAUGGUUCAAAAAGAAGACUGGGACUGCAAUGGGUAUAAUCCUCUCUGGUGCUGCUGUUGCCGGAACCGUCUUGCCCAUCGCAAUUGAAAAAAUGUUGAGUAACCCAAAUCUGAAGUUUGAGUGGACGAUGCGAAUCGUGGGAUUCAUAAUCCUUACCCUUCUUUCCGUUACCUGUGUCUUUGUUCGUCCGCCCCCGAACAUGGAUGCCAAACCCAUGAAUGAAGGAGAUCCUAAGAACCUUGCGAGCCAACAGACACCGAAGGCAUUAGCCGAGGAAUGCGAGCAAGUUGAUGCACCUGUGAGCUAUAAACGGGAAGUAGAUUUCUCCGUACUCCGGAAGCCAGCGGUGCAACUCACUUGUCUAGCCCUGUUUGUUGUAUACUUUGGCAUGCUCUCGCCAUUAUUUUACAUCAGUUCGUAUUCUCUUUUCAAAGGGUUUUCGUCCAGUUUGUCUUUCUAUAUCGUUUCCGUCGUCAAUGCCUUCUCUUUCGUUGGUCGCAUCUCUAUGGGAAUGGUUUCGGAUCGUUGUGGACCUUUCAACACCCUUAUAUUCACACUUGCUGCUGCGGGGAUUUUGGUUUUAUGCUGGACGACCGUAAACUCCGUAGCCGGGCUGGUCAUUUUCGCUAUCGCUUAUGGAUUUCUCGAAGGGAGCACUUUUGCCCUUCAGAUAGCGUGUGUCACAUCGCUUUCAACCCCUCAUAAUCGUGGAGUGACCUUCGGAGCUAUCAUGGCAUCCAUAUCAGUCUCUUCUCUGGCUGGGACCCCUAUAAGCGGAGAGCUUGCUGGAAAGUACGGUUACUUGUCCUUGUCGAUUUAUUCCGGUGUGAGCUUUCUCCUGGGAGGUAUUUUAUUGACUGGAGCCCGAAUCGCACAAAACCGCAAGUUAUUCGCAGUCGUUUGA
Molecule: messenger RNA, 1308 nt
Organism: Talaromyces rugulosus
Lineage: Eukaryota; Fungi; Ascomycota; Eurotiomycetes; Eurotiales; Trichocomaceae
Exons: 5
Coding region: 1-1308 (435 amino acids)
Biological process (GO): transmembrane transport
Cellular component (GO): fungal-type vacuole membrane
Molecular function (GO): transmembrane transporter activity
Source: RefSeq, a predicted model, not a curated record